AUGCAUGCUGCUUAUCCAAAUUCUCCUAUUGAUGACGAUGAACAUUUUGAGUUCGUUGACUAUACUGCAGCUUCACAUUGGGAGCGAUUCAUUACAACUGUCGAAGAAGUUUUAACUGGGUGGGGUGUAAAUGAUGGUCAACUUGGAAUAUUUGACGAGUCAAAGUUACCCCCUCUUGGUGAUAAAAUUUCCACUAAAAUAGUUGGAGGCAUUGAUCCUUUUGUAAAACGAGAGAUAAUAAUUCUUGAUGAUACUUCAUAUACUUUAUCAUAUCAUUAUCACCCAAUAAAACGGUGGAAUGAAUUUGCUAUAAACCACCCUCCUGUUUCAAGCGGUUCUACUUUGGACCUUCCACCUCCACCUAUUACAACUCUUUUUCCCCCAAAUCCUGACCCAUUUUUACCGAGUUCAGAAUUCCUUCCUGUUUCUUUGCCGAAUACUUCACUGGACUCGACAUCAAUGAAUUUAAGUAAGAUUCAUCGGUGGACAGGUUUAACUCAUAUCUUGGUAUUGACUCCAACAGAUAUUUUUUCAACUGGAAUUUCAAAGUCUACAAGUAUAGAUCUUAAUACUACAAAGAUGUUACUAUCUUCAUUUGCAAUUGCGUUUCAUAAUACGAAAUGCAAGCUUCCGGUUUAUGUUCCGACUGGUCAAGUUGCGAAUUCUUUAUAUGCAGGUUAUAUGUGUUUAUUUAAUAAAGAGGUGAAAAAUGUUAAUGAUGCUAGUGAGGUUGAGAUAAGAUUCAAUACUACAUAUGUUCGUGAUGUCCCAGCUCGGUUUUCACAUUUAACAGGUUUAACCGAACUAUUUACCGAAAAAUUGGAUUUAAAUAAAUUUCCUUUAGAUCAAGUCGAUGUGCCGGAAUUAGACAAAAUGCCUCACCUUGGAAUCGCCGUAGCUGGGUUAUUUACAUAUGAAUUGCAAAAUUUGGAUGAUCAAGAUUGGAAAAAUCUCGAUGACAAUGAAUUGCAAUCUACACCAUUGAAUUUGUUAAAUAAUAAGAAAUCGUCCUUUGAAGAAAAUAUUUUUAAAGAAUUUGAAAACCAUAGUGAAAGAACGUUUGGAAAUGGAGAGGCAAAGGAUUCUUCUAGAUUUUCUCAGACUACCGUUGACCAAUUUACCUCAAGAAUUGCCUCGGUACCAAAUUUACCCUUUGGCCCACCAAAUGAUCCACUUCAGUCGUUAUCACUUACUGCUUUUUUUCCUUCUGCUCCGCGUGACACAUAUUUGGAUAAUGACGUGUAUUCAGAAGUAGACGCUGUGCGAGCUCCAAUUUGGAUCCUAGGAUGCAACUUUUGUCCCGAACAUCAAUUACAUGCAUUACUUUCCAGCAUAUUGGAUACAACUAUAAUUUCUUUAGAUUGUGACGAUGAAUUUUCCGAAAUAUCAAAUAAUUCAAAGGGCAAGCUUCGUAAUAAAAGUUUUAAAGGUCAGAUCAAUGAUAUACCGGGAACAUUCAAAACUUAUGAUUUAGUUUCUUAUGAUACAAUACGAUUUUCAAAUUCGACAGCUGAUGGAAUUGUUGAUAUGGAUGAUGUAGAUAUUGACAACAUUCUGAAUGUUUUAUUUCAUCAAUUAAGUAAUAAAAUAUUGCCAAAUAAUCAUGAUGAACGGAUUAAUACAUUGAGUGAUAUUCCCUUGUUGUCAGCAUCGUCCUUAGGACUUUCCUUUCGCGAUGCCAGAACUGUUCCUUAUAAAUCAUUAUUAUGGAACCUUCUCGAAUGUUUAUUGGAAACCGUAUCUCCUAUGACUAGUUCUAGGGGUUCAUUUUUAGGAUCUUUGAAAAUUUUAUGGAACGAAAUUCUUAGAGAGAUUCGUCGACAUUGGGAACGAGUUGAACCUUUGCCUGAUGUGAAUAUUUGUAAUAUGUCAGAAAAUGAAAAUGUAUCAUCUAUGGUUCAUCAAAAUGAUUUAUUACCAAUAGAUGACAAUAAAGUGAGGAAUUCUACGGUUGAAAAAACUAAUUUGAGAAAUGUUGGCAUAGAUAUGAGAUAUAAUUUAAUUCAUCAAAAGUUAUGCAUGAUGAAUUGUUGUACUGCACGAAUGCGACAAUAUCAAAAAUAUAACCCUAUGUUGUCCACAAGUCCAAGUUCCAUAAAGCAUCGAGUGUCACCAAAUAAUUCUUUAGAUUCUAUGUCCAAUAAAAUGAAUAAAAAUUCUCCGAUGGAACAAAAGCUAAUUAUAGAUCCGUUUGUUCGUUUGUUUGACCAUAUAACGGGAGAUGAUGAAAUUGCUACACCCGGGACUUCAGCUUCAAUGGUUUUAGUUCCCCCGGUAAAUUCAAACGGUGCUAGCAACACUGAAGCCAGUACUUUGGCUGAAAAAGAAGUAAAAUCCUCAUGUCAUAAUCAUUCGGCAAGUGUUGACUAUGUUUCAAUGCCCAGUGUUAAGGAAUUGGAAGAAGAAUGUUUUGAUGCUAUUGAAGAGGCAACGUCAACACCUUUAGGGAUUCCAAAGGACCAGAAAAAUACGAUUCGAUCAGCUUCUCAACAUCGUCGUUCGCCAUCUUCAUUCUCUCAUAUUCAUUCUAAUUCUCCGACAACUUCUUUAUUUUCUGAGCAAUCUGAUCCAAAUCCACAUGCAUCAUCUUUAUCCGAAUCAUUCAUUCAACUUAAUUAUUCAUCUAGUAUGGAAUCAAAUCAAGAGUUUGAGUUCACGGGUCGAAAUAAUCGUUCCGAAAUGAGCAAAAUAUCUUUGAAUGAUGAUAAGAUCGAUAAGGAAGUUAAGGAUGAAAAUGAGAGAGAAGGUUAUUUAUACCAUUUUAAUAAUCUUACGCUAUUGAAAACUGGCGAGCCAUUAUGGGUGCCGGAAACUCAGGAUAUGGGAUUCAUGACCGAAGAUAUGGUACGUGAGCAAGAGGAAUUGUUCGAAAAUUUAGGUUCUUCAGAGGAUGCAGCUAAAAUAAGAGCUCAAUUACAAUCUGCUCAUUUGAAAUCUGCCGCAAAUCCACAUGCUGUAUUAGAAGAUUUUGUUCGAUGGCAUUCACCACGUGAUUGGAUUGUUGAUGAAAGUGGAGAUCCGAACAAGGGAGUACUUAGUUUACGGAUGAAAGAGAAAGGAAACCUUUGGCAAGAAUUGUGGAAGUCAUCAAAAAGAAUUCCGGCAAGGCGACAGAAACCCUUGUUUAAGUACACCUGUGAAGGAGAAAAGGCACUUCAUUAUUUGGACAAUUUAUCAGUUCAGGAUUUGUUUAAACAACUUUUACCUACUAUAUUCCUUAUUGCAUAUGACUCGUUGGUCUCCCAAUCUGUUUCCAAAAACAUUAAACCAAUAUCAUCUAGUUUAGCAGCUUUGGCACAAGAAUUACUUGAUUUUCCAUGGAAUGAUAUAGGAACUAAAAAUAUUGUGUGUGAUGGAUUAAUACAAUCAUUUAGGCAGAAUGAAAUGCUUAUUGGUAAAGCGAUAUCUCUUUUGCGAAAGUUACCAAAUCAAUAUAAUUUAGUAGCAAGGUUACUAGAAAUACCCGAAACGCAAGUUUUAGACGGAAAAGAACGUGAAACAGUUUAUGGGUUAUUUGCUAAUGGAGCACCGCUAAAUGAUUCGUUUCCACAUCCUACAAAACGCGAAUUUGUAUUACAAACAACGUGUUUACGACCAACCCCAGUUCCGGCAAGGAUGUAUGUUUCAUUAGAUGAUUCUGGAAUGAGAAUCGUAGAUAUGGUUGGAAAAGACACAGUAUUUAUGUAA
Funneliformis geosporum is the source of this 3687-nucleotide messenger RNA. The record is from the annotation of a GenBank genome assembly. NCBI's taxonomy places the organism in Eukaryota, Fungi, Glomeromycota, Glomeromycetes, Glomerales, Glomeraceae.